This is a messenger RNA of Manacus vitellinus (golden-collared manakin), 2622 nucleotides long. RefSeq names its product RAP1A, member of RAS oncogene family (gene RAP1A). The record is from RefSeq and is a predicted model, not a curated record. Gene Ontology annotation, molecular function: GTPase activity; GDP binding; GTP binding. Gene Ontology annotation, cellular component: plasma membrane. The transcript is spliced from 9 exons. Lineage: Eukaryota; Metazoa; Chordata; Aves; Passeriformes; Pipridae. Gene Ontology annotation, biological process: cellular response to cAMP; negative regulation of synaptic vesicle exocytosis; Rap protein signal transduction. The coding region runs from base 222 to 776 and encodes 184 amino acids.
UUUAUUGACGCCAGCGAAGACCGGCAGCAUAUUCCAACAGCGGCUCUUCGUGCCAAGUUGGAAACUGGGAAAUCGUCACUCGGAGCUCUCGGCAGAUUGUCCCUUCCCUCCCUGUGUUGUGGCAGUCCCUUGUGGGGAGCCUGGAGGACCUUCAGUAGAGCUGCUAACACUGAUGAGAGAUCUUUUAUGCCAAGACUGUUGCUGUCUGAACAGGCCACACCAUGCGUGAGUACAAGCUGGUGGUCCUUGGUUCAGGAGGUGUGGGCAAGUCCGCUUUGACUGUACAGUUUGUUCAGGGAAUUUUUGUUGAAAAAUAUGACCCAACAAUAGAAGAUUCAUACAGAAAGCAAGUGGAAGUAGACUGUCAACAGUGUAUGCUUGAGAUCCUCGACACAGCAGGGACAGAGCAAUUUACAGCCAUGAGGGAUCUCUACAUGAAGAAUGGGCAAGGGUUUGCACUAGUAUAUUCUAUAACAGCACAGUCCACGUUUAACGACCUACAGGACCUGCGGGAACAGAUUUUACGGGUUAAGGACACUGAAGAUGUUCCCAUGAUUCUGGUUGGCAAUAAAUGUGACCUGGAGGAAGAGCGAGUCGUUGGCAAAGAGCAGGGCCAGAACUUAGCAAGACAGUGGUGUAACUGUGCCUUUCUAGAAUCAUCUGCAAAGUCUAAAAUCAACGUAAAUGAGAUCUUUUAUGACCUGGUCAGACAAAUAAAUAGAAAAACACCAGUGGAAAAGAAGAAGCCUAAAAAGAAAUCAUGUCUGCUGCUUUAGACUCCCAUCAUGCAGCAGCUCUGAGCCAGAUUGCAGGAAUGAAGAACUGUUGCCUAAAAAUGGAAAGUGCCAGCAUUCCCGACUUCAAAAACCUUAUGGAAAUUAAUGACAUAUCGGAAGAAGCUUCUCCUGUUUUGGUUUUUUUUUUUUAUAUACUACGAGAAGAAUUUAGAUCUUAAAAAAAUGGUUUGCACACACAGUCCCUGGAAAAAAAGAAAAAAAAAAACAAACAAAAAAAAAAGGCAAUUGCUCUGUGUAUAUCUCUUGGAAAUUUAAGCCAAUAUUCCUCCUCCUUUGCAAUAGCAAUUAACAGAUGUGAAAAUAAAUAUAAUUGACUCUAGUGUAUGAUUAUCCCAAGGAGCAUGGAUGCAUUUCAAAUGUUAGAGAUUGCUACUAUAAUUAAAAUUUCAUAUUGACCAUUUUAUCAUCAUUUCUCCCCAUCAAGCACUAAAAAUGUUCCACUGUUAUAUUUUAUAUCUAUAACUAUAGAUAUAUAUUAUGUGAAAUCUCCCUUUGAACUCACCACAGCAAAUAACUUUUUGAGUCAUUGACUUCAUUUUAUAUUUAAAAGUUACGGAAUAUCAUUAUUUUCAUUCUGCCAUUAUAUUCUAAUUAAAAAUGUUUGUGCAUAAUGCUUUGGAAAAAAUGGGUCUUUUAUAGGAAAAAAAAAAACCUGGGAUAACUGAUUUCUAUGGCUUUAAAAGCAAAAAUAUAUAAUAUACUAAACCAACUCUAAUAUUGCUUCUUGUGUUUUCCUGUCACAGAUUAAAUUACAGCUUUUAUGAAUGAUUAAAUUUUAGUACAUUUUCAUUUUUUUUGUUUCUGUGUUUUUGUUACGGUUUCCAGACUUUUGGGUUGUUUGUUUUGUUUUUGUUUUUUUUUUUAAUCCAUGUUUUGUGAGUUCCUCUCCCAUCCUGGCAGAUUUUGUCACGACAGACCCCAACCCUGUGAUGUCUCCCUGGGUUGGACGUGUACAAAAAGUACAGCAGGCAACUUUAAAUCGAUUUGGUGCGUUCUUCUGGUUGUUUAAAGAUUGUAUUUCUGCUGGAGACAUUUCCUCUGUACACUUAUUUUUUGCUAUGUACAAAUUUCGUGCUGUACCAAGGCCUGACUGACAAUGAUUUUGGUUUCACCCCUUGUUUGGGGACAGUCCCUGUUUUGGCUGCUGGUCCCUGAUCAGCUAAAAGGGUUUUUUUAAUUUCAUUUUGGGUUUGUUUCUUGUGUAUUUUUAUUUUUUUUUUUAAAUACCUGUUGGUUUCAUAAAGCUUCAGAGAGCAGGAUACGAAGAGAGCCGUGGGUGCUCCAUCCUCCUGUCUGUGUGCAAGUCAAAGAGCCUCCCGUGGGACCCAAAUCUCUGGAAUUCCAACUCUCUGGAAUUCCCACAGGGCUGGGGGACUUGCUCCUGCUUCGCUUCUGAGUAAGUGAGAAGAGAAAUGUAUCUUCACAGUGGAGAAAACUCAGGCCAGGCCUUGUCCCGGUGCUUUAAACGGGAAAUCAAAGUGUAACAGAUGUUCCUGGACCCGCUGUAGAGUUUUAUUGGAAACCAGGGGGGGAGAAAUUUCUAUAAAUAGGUUUUUUUUCUAAAACUGUGUUCCUGAUGCAGCUGUUGAAUUAUACAGAGAUCCCAGUUUCUAAAAGCAGCCCAAACAAGACUGGUUGAAAACAUCUGGAUAAUGUGAAAACAUCUGCCUAACUUACAAGCUACUAGGACAAACAUAGUUACUUUAGCUGGUUGUCUUCAACCUUCCUCUGUGCUUCCUUUUUCGGGAGGAGCAGGAGCAUGGUGUUUGCAGGUUGGUUAUCUUUACUAAAUGUAAAAAUAUUUUAGUAAUAAAGUAAUUUUAAU